Paramormyrops kingsleyae is the source of this 2950-nucleotide messenger RNA. RefSeq names its product retinol dehydrogenase 10a (gene rdh10a). Gene Ontology annotation, molecular function: oxidoreductase activity, acting on the CH-OH group of donors, NAD or NADP as acceptor. Gene Ontology annotation, cellular component: lipid droplet. Lineage: Eukaryota; Metazoa; Chordata; Actinopteri; Osteoglossiformes; Mormyridae. The record is from RefSeq and is a predicted model, not a curated record.
GGUACAGGCAGUGGGAGGUCUGCCUAUCUGAUGGGUCCUUCGGACUAGGGCUUGUUUAAAAGGAGCGUGAACAGCAGCAUGUGAGCAGAGCAGCGGGGAGCUGUCAGUGUCAGGGGGCUCCUAGUGCAGCAGCAACGGUGGCACGGCUCUUAGUGCGCUCCCAGCCGGCUUUCUGUCUGCAUGCAUAUGUAUUGGUACUUGGGAAUUCUUUGCGUUUCCCACUUUUUAACCAGGUUUUUUUUCCAGUAAAUUGAUCGCACUGUAGUUGAAUUGUAGUUUUGCUAGGUAUCCGAGUAUAGGUUUUGGUACUUUUUACCUGUUGAAUAUUUCCAAAGGGGAGCGGCUGACUUGGCAGACUGCAGCUGAUUUAUUUAUUUUUGUGCAAACACUAGUUGCAGGUGUACUCCCGUUUAAAUCUCUGUUACUGUGUCUAUUUUUACAGACUUAGAGUGUCAGUAGUUGCAAGAGCCGGCGAGUGUAUUUCUACUAUAUUUCUCAAGGCUGAUCAGCGCACCUUUAGGGACCUGUAACUUAUUUAAGUAAAAUACAGAGAGGCAGGUUGCUCGUCCGUGCACCGAGUAACUUAUUUAGGUAACGUUACGUAAAGGACAGGCAGCUUGCUUGUUAUUGCACCAAGUCCCUCCUUUUUGGACACUUUGCUCCGUGCUCCUGCUCCGGACCUGCUGUCCCUCCCCCUCGCCACAACCGUCACCAUGAUCCACAUCCUCGGGGAGUUUUUCGUGGUCAUCCUGAAGGUGCUCUGGGCUUUCGUGAUGGCCGGGCUGCGCUGGCUCAUCCGGCCGAAGGAGAAGAGCGUGGCCGGCCAGGUGUGCGUGAUCACGGGCGCCGGCGGUGGCCUCGGUCGCCUGUUCGCCCGGGAGUUUGCCCGGCGCCGGGCGGUGCUGGUGCUCUGGGACAUCAACAGCCAGAGCAACGAAGAGACUGCCGAGAUGGUGCGGCAAAUCUACCGUGAGCUGGACAGCCCCCGACCCAAAGACGGAGCAGUGGGAGGCAUCGAGGAGGUGCCCGCGUUCCAGCCCCAGGUGUACACCUACGUGUGCGACGUGGGCAAGCGCGAGAGUGUCUACUCCACGGCAGAGCGGGUGCGGCGGGAGGUGGGCGACAUCGACCUGCUGAUCAAUAAUGCCGGCGUGGUGUCUGGCCACCACCUUCUGGAAUGCCCCGACGAGCUCAUCGAGAGAACCAUGAUGGUCAACUGCCACGCCCACUUCUGGACCACCAAGGCGUUCCUGCCCAAGAUGCUGGAGAUGAACCACGGCCACAUCGUCACAGUCGCCAGCUCCCUCGGCUUGUUCAGCACAGCUGGCGUGGAGGAUUACUGCGCCAGUAAGUUCGGCGCGAUUGGAUUUCACGAGUCCCUCAGCCACGAGCUGAAGGCUGCAGAGAAGGACGGGAUCAAGAUGACGCUGGUCUGUCCCUACCUGGUCGACACCGGAAUGUUCCGAGGCUGUAGGAUCAGGAAGGAGAUCGAGCCGUUCCUGCCCCCACUGAAGCCAGAGUACUGCGUGAAGCAGGCCAUGCGGGCCAUCCUGACAGACCAGCCCAUGAUCUGCACGCCUCGCAUCGUCUACAUGGUCAACUUCAUGAAGAGCAUCCUCCCCUUCGAAGCCAUCGUCUGCAUGUACCGGUUUCUCGGAGCAGACAAGUGCAUGUAUCCCUUCCUGGCUCAGCGGAAGGAGGCCAUGAACAACAACGAGGCGAAGAACGGCAUCUAGGGGGCGCUGUUCCUAAGGGUGUCCAUUUCCUGUAAUAAAGAGGAUAAGACCACUGAAGGGCCCUGGGAGAGAGACUGCUGCCCACCUGCUGCACUUGCAUUGUGCAAAUGCAAAGGUUCAACAUAUUGUUCCUCUGGAACAACGAAAGCUGUGUGCUACACUAAGGAUUUAUUUGUUCUCUUUAAGGUUUGUUUAAAGAAACCAACUGUCUAUAUACUGUCAAUAGUUUUGAAAUCAUACAAGGUAUUCAGUAAUUAACUACUUCCGUAACGUAGUCUCCGGUAUCACUUAGCAUUUGGGGAUAUACAGUAUGUUACUGUGUGAAGAGCGAGUCUCGUCACUUUGAUGUAGAAAUGCACUGUAACUGCACCUCCCACACUGCCGGCCGCCUCCGUAGAGCAGGACUGCAUCAGCCUUCCACUGCACUGCUUCCGUGCCGCGGCGACGGAGCCCAUGUCAGACUCCACAAGGGGGUGGGGGUGUCCGUGUCAAAUACAGUGUCUUGGAUCCCAGUCCUGAAAUACGACAUCAAACUGAUUCGACCGCUAACUGCUGUCAGAUCAAGUCGCCAUACUUUCUCCUCCCGGAGAGGUCAAAGGUCAAUGCUCUGCGGCUGUACAGCUGAAAUUUAAACAGUCGCUAUGUGAAUAAUAGCAGCUGUGAUAUUUACCUCUCGCCUGCCUCAUCUCUUCCCAUUUUUUUUUUUUAUUUUUUACACACAAGUAAACUGGUUAGAAAGUUUACCUGAAUGGUUGGGCUCAGCAGUGGGCAUUAACUGGUUAACAGAAUUUCUGAUACACCCUAACGUGGUGUACAUCCACGCAUUGGUAUGUCCGGCCCGAGUCAUGGAGUCAUGGAGAAGCAUUUCAUCGAUGCAUUAAGUUGUCAGGCCAGGAGGGAGGUUAAUACUUCACUAUGGUGAUUAAUGACUGCCCAAAAGGGGGGAAGGGGGUGCGGGUAAACAUUUUGGUUCUCUUAAAACGUCAUCUUCAGAGGCACAGAUCUGAAUUAACUACAUUCCAAUAGGGUUUUUUAAUUGACUGUUAUCAGCCUAAAACUUCUACCUCUAAUUGUAUGCCAUUUGUUGACAAUUAUGACAAACCUCCUUUUGUAAUUUUCUUUAAAGACUGCUCAUUAGAGGAGCAAUUUUUAUGUGGUUAUGAUGUUUAGUGUCUGUACCUAACUUAAAUUAAUAAAAUGAUUUUAGAUUAUUA